This is a messenger RNA of Branchiostoma floridae (Florida lancelet), 2131 nucleotides long. RefSeq lists its product as uncharacterized. Gene Ontology annotation, biological process: cell-matrix adhesion. The record is from RefSeq and is a predicted model, not a curated record. Lineage: Eukaryota; Metazoa; Chordata; Leptocardii; Amphioxiformes; Branchiostomatidae. The transcript has 13 exons. Gene Ontology annotation, molecular function: calcium ion binding. Gene Ontology annotation, cellular component: lysosome; extracellular region. The coding region runs from base 141 to 1484 and encodes 447 amino acids.
GCUUCACCCAUCCCCGCUCCAUGACUCAUCGGUUAAAACAGGAUACCACGUAAUUGUUGUAAAAGGUUUAAAGGACUAAGAGAAUUUCAAAUCUAUAGCUUAAUUCAACCUAACGGCAAGUCAUAGAACAUCGUGCCAAGAUGCUAACAUACGUGGUAAUCGUUUUUUUCUUAGGCUCAUAUUCAACAAUUGCAGACACUGUGGAUGCCCCCACCCCCGGCCCUUGCUGUACACCGACGCAGUGGUCUGGCACUCUGCGUCUUAUCAGUAGCUCAGUCAGUGGCGGGAGACUUUCGACAACGAACCAGACCAUGCAGUACUACUAUGAUUACGAAAAUAUGAAAGUAGCAACGGUGGGAGAAGGUUUCAGAAUUGUUGAUGACUUCAACAAGAUGGUAAAAUAUUCCAUAUUUUACGGCACGUGUACAACCAGCAGUUUGUUGAAACCACUUCUGAACUGCGUACCAGCAAAUGUCUCUUUUGUUGGUUCAUUCCAAUAUGGCGGCCCGCAGGGAUUUCAAGUAAACGAGUAUUUUGACGGCGCUUUCGGACCUAACACCACGAGGAGGAAUGCUUACACAACUGAUAGCUGUAUUCCAGUUCGGGAGAUCUUAGUUAGCACAGGACAAGCUCCGGUAGUCGUCUCCGAGGAGUUUGUCGACAUUGUUCCAUCUAUUGAGGACCCUUCCGUGUUCGAUAUACCCAGUCCACCCUGCCCAAAUGUCACAGAUGUAGACAGUGCUGCGGAAAGUUCGACCACAGAAACGACAACUGGUCAAGGAACAUUCGAAGACCAAACCGGGACAUACUCAACAACUACAGACCCUCUGGAUGACUCCACACCAGGCCCGUGUUGCGCACCGAAGCAGUGGUCUGGCACCAUGCGUAUUACCAGUAGCUCCGUUAUUGACGGGAAACUUACGACAACGAACCAGACCAUGCAGUACUACUAUGAUUACAACAAUAUGAAAGUAGCAUCGGUGGGAGAGGACUUCAGAAUUGUUGAAGACUACAACAAGAUGGUGCAAUAUUCCAUGUUUACAAGCACGUGUACAACCAGCAACUUGACCCAGCCUUUGCUGAACUGUGUACCAGCAAAGGCCGCUUUUGUCGGUUCUUACCAAUAUGGCGGACCACAGGGAUUUUAUGUAAACGAGUACUUUGACGACACAUUCGGACCUAACACCACAAGGAGGAAUUCUUACACCGCUGACGGCUGUAUUGCAGUUCUGGAGACCUUAGUAGCUACAGGACCAGCUCCUUUGGUUGUCACUAUUGAAUUCGUGGACAUUGUCCCGUCUAUUGAGGACCCUUCAGUGUUUGAUAUAACCAGUCCACCGUGCCCAACUGUAAGCUCAGGACAUGUCAAUACGGCGAUGAUCCAUCUCUGCUUAGUGGUCCUGCUCUGCCUUGUCUGGACAGUUUUAGAGCGAAGUCCAUUGCUACCUUAUACAGGCUUUUCUUUGACGUCAUACUUAUUAUAAUUUGAAUCCUCCGACGUCCAUGUCGGCGGGUAAUUGAAUUUUAAAGCAGGAUCAUCUUCGUGUGUUUUACAGACGUACGCUGUAAUCCAACAUGGCGCAGGUGACGUCAAAUGAAAAGCCUGUAUAGCUUACAGCAUUCCUAAAUACCUUCUAAUUUUUGUACCAAUAUCUUAUGGUAAAAUUACAAACUAAAGUUGAUUAAUCUACCAAAAGUAACGCUAACAACUGCACAAUAGUCCGAAUCUCUAGCAAUUAGCUGAAUAUGCCUGUUAGAAUUAUUCAACUGCAUAUAGCAUUAUCCAUAAAUUGAAUAAUAUAUAAGCAGUAGAAUAUACGAGAGAGUAGCACCUAAAUGCAUCAAAUUAUCAAUGUAUAGGUUCCUCGUUUGAUAGUUAGAUUUAGACCAUGUUGGUUUUACUAUAUGGAUGAAAUUUCACAUAUGAAACAAUUUCGGCUGCUACCCUCGGAACAAUUAAUGAUAAAAAAAGUUAAAGUACAUAUGAAAAUGUUAGAUACCGUAGAUUGUAAGACAAUACCGGAAGACAUAUGCUAAUGUCAUAGAAGGCCAUGGUUAACCCUCAUCCGACCGUAUGGGGUCAUUUUUGACCCCAGGCCUAUAUUUUUAUCUGUCAUAGCAACAUUUUUCA